Molecule: messenger RNA, 937 nt
Organism: Haplochromis burtoni (Burton's mouthbrooder)
Lineage: Eukaryota; Metazoa; Chordata; Actinopteri; Cichliformes; Cichlidae
Exons: 4
Coding region: 107-937 (276 amino acids)
Source: RefSeq, a predicted model, not a curated record
GGGCAGGCUGGACUGUCCAGUAUGUAAAGCUAAAAACCGUAUAAGACUGGACAAGCACUUGGAAAAUGUCCACUGUGAGAUUGAGAAAUCAGAUCAGAAGAAAGUAAUGAGGACAGCGAAACGAUUGGCUAAUCUGAAAGCCCUCAAAGCUCUCAGACGUUCAAAUCCACAGCCUCCAAUGGUGACCUCACUGGACAUAGAGCAGCUGACUGAAAGCAGUGAUCAAGAUGAGCGAAGUGAUAGCAGUGAUACUAGUGAAAAAUCUGCAGAGAUUAGAGAAGACAGCUCAGUCCAUUCCCCUGUCAAUCAGUCAGAUGAUGCUCAAGUCCAACAUCAGACUUGCAAAAACUGCAAAGAACUGCAUUUGAAACUACAACAACUGAAAAGUAAACUGAAAAAACUGAAAUCCACUAAGGAUAAACCUGGCCUCAAACCCCUCAACCCCCCAAAGCGCCAGAAAUUUGAAAGACAUAAACCUGACCCAACAGCCCGGCUUCCUAAAUUUGAGAAAGUCCUGAAUGCUUGGUUUCAGCACAUUUGUGGAACAAGUAAAAAGGACGUCGAAAACGCCAAACAACGGGUCCAAUAUGUCCGUGCCUGGGCAUAUUUCAUGUCUCACAAUCAAGUCCCUGCAAUGACGUUUGCAUUUCUUGACAACAGAGAAAGACUGACUGAAUGGACAACUUAUCUGAAUAAACAUGCCGUGACAACCAAAAGGAUUCAGAUUGGAAAUGUGAGGGCGUUCUUGAAAUUUCUAAUUGAUGCACAACUGCCAGAGGUCAGAGCCUCCCGUAAGGUUUUAAAGGGGACUUUAUUUGCACUUCAGUCGGAAAUGAAGAAGAGCAGAAGGGAGUUACACACCCACAGGCAAGACAUCCAAAUCAAAAAAUCAUGUAAGAUCCAACUUUACUACUUAUUCAUCACUGUCGCUACCUAG